Messenger RNA from Beta vulgaris subsp. vulgaris (sugar beet), 2679 nucleotides. Its product is annotated as F-box/LRR-repeat protein 3. Gene Ontology annotation, molecular function: protein binding. Gene Ontology annotation, biological process: SCF-dependent proteasomal ubiquitin-dependent protein catabolic process. The transcript has 8 exons. The record is from RefSeq and is a predicted model, not a curated record. Gene Ontology annotation, cellular component: SCF ubiquitin ligase complex. Bases 299 to 2278 code for a protein of 659 amino acids. Lineage: Eukaryota; Viridiplantae; Streptophyta; Magnoliopsida; Caryophyllales; Amaranthaceae.
AUGUUUCCUAUAAAGAAAGAUUAUUUUUAGAAAAACCGUACUGGUGAAGUGUACAAGCUGAUUAUCCUCCUCCUUAAACUUCCUCAACUUCCUCAAAUAUGUUCUUCCUCAAGUACAUCACUAUUCACUGUCUUCCCUUCUUUCCAUCUUAAUUCUUACGUUCGGAAGUCUGUAUAAGACAGCGAUAUACAGAAAAAUAAUACUUUGAUAGCUUAUUUCCGCUCAAUGAUCGUGAUUUUGUCAUAUUAGAAUAUCCUCGAACAAUUCAUCAUCUUCUUCACCUCCUUUCUCACCUUCAAUGGCGAAAUCAAUAAAAUCCCAAAAUUCCCUCAACAAUCUAAACGAAGAAAUGCUCUUCUUAAUCCUCGAUCACCUUCCCAACGAUGCAAAAUCAUUCUCUCUCACCUGCAAAUCAUUCUAUUCUGCAGAAUCAAAACACAGAAAAUCCGCGAAAUUACUCCGACCAGAUUACCUACCUUCUCUCCUUCAUCGUUACCCUUUUCUCUCUCAUCUCGAUCUUUCUCAAUGUUCUCGUAUCACAGACUCACUGAUUCAAACUUCAUCUUUUUCUGAUUCAUAUAUUUGUUCCGUCAAGAUUUCAUCGUGUAGAUUUGUUACUAGGGUUGGAGUUUCUGAUUUGGUAUCAAAAUGUGUUAAUUUGGUUGAGAUUGACUUAAGUAAUGCUACUGAACUUAGUGAUUCAGCUGCUUCUGCCAUUGCUGGAGCGAAGAAUUUGGAGAGGUUGUUAAUGGUGAGAUGUAAGCAGGUUUCGGAUAUCGGUAUCGGUUGUAUUGCAGUUGGAUGUGUGAAAUUGAACAAAAUUAGUUUGAAAUGGUGUUUGAAGAUUACUGAUUUAGGGGUUCAGCUUCUUGCUGUUAAAUGUAAGAGGAUUCGGAGCUUGGAUCUUUCUUAUGUUCCGAUUACAGAGAAAAGCCUCAAAUCUAUCUUCCAACUAUCUUAUCUUGAAGAUCUAGUCUUAGUCGGCUGUCUUGGAAUUGAUGAUGACGGCCUUGCUUUUCUGAACAAAGGUCACACUACGUUGAAGGCGCUUGAUAUAUCCAACUGUCAGAAAAUCAGUCACACUGGUCUAGCUAAUAUAACUAGAGGUGCUGGAUGUCUGAAAGAGAUUAUAUUGGCAUAUGGCUCAGCUGUUACUCUUGAUGUGGCGAAAUGUCUUCAGAAUUUUUCAAUGUUGCAAUGUCUUAGAUUAGAUGGUUCCACAGUCACUUGUUCUGCAUUGAAAAUGAUAGGAGAGUGGUCUGGUUCUCUCAGAGAAUUGAGCUUAAGUAAAUGCUCGGGUGUAACUGAUGAAGGUGUUGCCUCUAUUGUGAAAAAACAUACUCAAUUGAGGAACUUAAACAUCACAUGCUGCCGCAAGAUCACUUCUGUGUCUAUUGACUGUAUCACAAGUUCAUGUACCGCUCUCACAUCCCUUAAGAUGGAGGCUUGCAAUCAUGUCUCCGCAGAUGCUUUUGUAUUUAUUGGACAGCGCUGUCGAGUCUUAGAAGAACUGGAUGCCACUGAUAAUGAUAUAGAUGAUAAAGGUUUAGAAUCCAUCUCCAGAUGCUCCAGGCUUUCCUGCUUGAAGUUAGGGAUCUGCCUUGACUUUGCUGAUGAAGGGCUGAUUCAAAUUGGGAUGCAUUGCUCUAAGCUAAAAGAGAUUGAUUUAUACAGGGCUAUAGCAAUAUCUGAUAAAGGUAUUGCAUCAAUAGCUCGAGGCUGCCCUGCUCUUGAGAUGAUCAACUUUGCAUAUUGUGAUCACGUCUCAGAUGCCUCUCUUAAAUUGUUAUCAAAGUGUUCAAGAUUGAAAGCACUGGAAGCCAGAGGUUGCUCUCGUAUCACAUCAGAGGGUCUAGCAGCCAUUGCUGCUGGAUGUGCGCAGCUGGCUGUCCUAGACAUAAAGAAGUGUUCAAAAAUCGACAAUUCCGGAAUGAUUCCUUUGGCUUAUUAUUCCUCAAACCUCAAACAGAUAAACCUGUCCUACUGCUCAGUCACAGAUACCGGGCUGUUGGCAUUAGCUAGCAGAAGCCCGUUGCAGAACAUGACGAUAUUGCAUCUGUCCGGACUGAGCCCAAACGGGAUAGCCGCAGCCUUACUGUCUUGUAGGGGAUUAAAGAAAGUGAAGCUCCAUAAUUGCUUUAAAACUAUGCUUCCUAGAUCUCUUCUGGACCACAUGGAAAAGCGUGGCUGUGUAUUUCAGUGGAGAGACAAAGCCUUUGAUCCUCAGGUUGACUCAGACCCAUUGCUUUGGAACUUACAGACUGGUAGACACUCCUGACCCAUUUGACACUCCUUUGGAUCAGGUUGAAGAAAACAUUGCUAAUUUUUCAGGAUUUAUUUAGCAACCGCGAUGGUAACAGAAGGUGGUGGUGGACUCGGUACCGCAGUGGUAGCCAGUGCCGGAUCUUGAAAGAUUUGCUACAUGGGACCAUAUUUUUCCACAAUAACAUAUUAUGAUGUCGUGUAACUUGUUUGUAUGCUGGGUUUUGGGCUCUAAACUAUAAGGCUUAAAUUUUUUUACGGGGGGCCAGAUAUGGGUGGCCUUCCAUAUCCUAGGUUGUGAUAUCGAAACUUCAUCAGUUAAUAGUUUGUUAUCGAACUGCCUUGUAGAAGGUUGUAUUGUUCAUUACAUUACCAAAAUAUUUCUUCAAUAAAAUAUAUUGAGAGAUUGUUGCAGAA